Messenger RNA from Dreissena polymorpha, 545 nucleotides. Its product is annotated as probable 39S ribosomal protein L53, mitochondrial. The record is from RefSeq and is a predicted model, not a curated record. Lineage: Eukaryota; Metazoa; Mollusca; Bivalvia; Myida; Dreissenidae. The transcript is spliced from 3 exons. Gene Ontology annotation, cellular component: mitochondrial large ribosomal subunit. Bases 37 to 435 code for a protein of 132 amino acids.
CUAUUCGGUGAGUGUUUUUUGUUGCAACAAAACAAAAUGAAAUUUAAGCCAAUUUAUAUAUCAGACUUUAAAAGAGUAGCUCUACUGCUCAAGGACUUUCACAUCAAACCAGUAAAGACGAUGAAAUUCAGUUUUGAUCCGUAUGAACCAAACACAUGUUCUAUUAGAGACUGCCUCUCGAUUUUGACGUCAAAGUCUUUGAAAAGAGAGGCGACUGCUCGUGUGAGAGUUGACAUAAAAUCAGACAGAUCAAAGCCACAGAUUGAUGUUGAAUUCAAUGAUGGUCAUCAGUUGAUCUUGAAGACGGAAUAUCUGAAAUCUGGAGAUAUCCUUGAGAAAAUGGAUAAAUUCUGUAAAGCAAAAGACACUAGCCAAGGGGAGGCUGAUAUAGCAUUAACUAAAAUGGCAGGAAAACAACAAAAGAAGAAGAAAUAAAUUUGGAUUGUUAUUCUAUGGAUUAAAUUUUGUUUUUGCUACAUCUGUAUGUAUAUAUGUAUGUAAUGUUGGAGAAAGUAAUAUGUAAAUAAAAAGACUAAGUACAUGUA